Messenger RNA from Durusdinium trenchii, 1381 nucleotides. The record is from the annotation of a GenBank genome assembly. NCBI's taxonomy places the organism in Eukaryota, Dinophyceae, Suessiales, Symbiodiniaceae.
CUCCUAUUUGUCCUCUGAAAGCCACCCUUUCGGCCACCACUUUUCCUGCCUUUCUCCUUUGGGCGUCACAUGGAGGAUGAGCUUUCAUUGGCUUUGUCAUACCUCAGGUGUAGCACCUGUUGUGCCACCGAUGGCUUUGAGACCGCCAGUAAUUUGACGCAUGGACAAUCCUUGUGGUUUCAAGGGCCAGAUGGCCUUGAUCCAGACAAAGAAGAACGAUGUCCUGGGGACGAGCCUUUGACCAAAGCGGAUGGAGUGCAAGAGCGUGGAAUGGUACAGCUGGACAGCGGGGCGAUCUAUGCUGGACAGUGGCUGGGGGACCAGCGCCAUGGCCACGGCAGCCUCAGUCGGCCGGAUGGAAGCCGCUAUGACGGCCAAUUUCGGCAUGACAAGGCACAUGGCAGUGGCAGGUUUCGACAAGAGAAUGGCGACAUGUACUCUGGCCAGUGGUGUGAAGACAAGGCGCAUGGUCAUGGGAAGUUCUUGCACGCCGAUGGCUCGUCCUAUGAGGGCGAGUGGGACAUGGAUCUGAAGUCUGGAAAAGGCUUUGAGACUUGGUCUGAUGGGUCUCACUUCAAGGGCGAGUACCGAGAUGGAAUGAAGCAAGGUAUGGGUUACUUCCAGUCCUCAGAUGGCUCCAGCUACUCUGGGCAAUUCGUCAACGAUGUGAUGGAAGGAGAGGGUACCUAUCACUUUGCAGAUGGCAGGGUCUACACUGGCAGCUGGCGAAAUAGUCAGAUGCACGGCAACGGCUGGAUGACCUGGCCCGACGGGCGCUUCUACAAGGGCGGCUUCUCGGAGGAUCGCAAGUCCGGGGAGGGCACCUUCACCUGGCCUGACGGCAGGUCCUACUGUGGCCAGUGGGAGAACGGUCGCCAGCAUGGAGUCGGUGUUUUCGUGGACAAUCGCAGCAGGCAAAGAAAGGGCUUGUGGAACGAGGGGCAGCGGCUGAAAUGGCUGGACUCCUGAACCACAAGUGGCCUCACCUGUUUUACUCGAUCUUGGACGUCUUUGGUCGAUAGCAAACGCCUAUUGGCUCACGUGCAAUCAGCUGCCUCAUGAUGGUCAGCUGCCUCAUGAGAGGUUUUGGAUGUCUCACUUAGCCAGAGUCAUGCCCCAGAAGGCAUGAAAACGACAGGUCUUGCAAGUCGUUUUUAUGGUUUCAUUACUAGUGUGAGACUGCAUGGUGCAUCGUAUGGUGUUUGUGUGUGUGAACUUCGAGUGUGCGACAAUCCAAAGUGUGUACCUCGCUUAUUGUUGCAAGGGAGAGCAGACUUCUUGGUAGAAGCUCUGCUGACGAACUCUUUUUGACUUUGGCUUGAAAUCACAAAGGGUGAGUCGUGAGCCUCUGCCCUCGUAGUGACAAAGCCCCAGCCAUGAA